Molecule: messenger RNA, 2884 nt
Organism: Alosa alosa (allis shad)
Lineage: Eukaryota; Metazoa; Chordata; Actinopteri; Clupeiformes; Clupeidae
Gene: pi4kb
Product: phosphatidylinositol 4-kinase, catalytic, beta
Exons: 11
Coding region: 144-2870 (908 amino acids)
Biological process (GO): phosphatidylinositol phosphate biosynthetic process; phosphatidylinositol-mediated signaling
Cellular component (GO): cytoplasm; membrane
Molecular function (GO): 1-phosphatidylinositol 4-kinase activity
Source: RefSeq, a predicted model, not a curated record
AGCCUACUUUUUAAUACAAGGCAGAUUCGGGGAGUGGAAGCCCUACUGCGUUCAGAGGAGAGUCGAGCUUGGAAGCAUUCUUUGCCAAAUGCCGCUUAACACUUGGAGAUAAACACACUCUCAGUCUGAUCGAGCGGGCUGGUAUGGCUGAUAUCCACAUGGCUGUGCCACCUGUUCGGGUGGAGGAGCUGCAGUUCCAUCAGACUCUCUCCUCCUCCACCUCCUUGUUCUCCUGUCCGUCCUCACCCUCCUCCGCCUCCUGCGCCUCCUCUUGCCCUUCUUCCUCAUCAUCUUCCUCCUGCUCCUCCUCGCCAGGAUGCUCCCCCCACCACCGCCACCCCCUGGCCUCCAGCCUGUCUAGCCUGGGCCCAAGCAGCGAGAGUGGGUGUAGUUCUGACGCAAUCUCCCUGGAGACGGAGCCUGUGCCAGAUCUCAUCAUCGACCCUACGGUGGCCCAGAGGGCGUGCCAGGAGGUGCUGGAGAAACUCAGAGGUGUGGGGACGCCCAGCCAGGGAGAGGGUGACAAUCAACACAGCCCUCUUCCCACCUCCCCCUGUGGCACAGACAAUGGGUCAGUCCACCUUGAGGUGGUGGACAGAGGGACAAUUCAAGAGGAGGACGAAGCGGGGGUGGUGGGAGGGUGGGAUGAGAAGGAAGAGGUGCCAGCGGAAGAGACAGGUGGCGACUCCUCAGAUUCUCCAUCAGCAAUGAGUGAAAGUGAGAGUGUGUCAUCACUGUCAUCAUCGUUACCAUCGUCACCACUACCACCAGUGUCAGCAUCAUCAUCAUUAUCUACCUCCUCCUCCUCUUCCUCCUCCACAUCUAAGCAGUCCUGGCUACUGCGUCUCUUCGAGUCCAAACUCUUCGACGUCUCCAUGGCCAUCGCGUACCUCUACAAGUCCAAGGAGCCCGGCGUGCAGGCCUACAUCGGCAACCGCCUCUUCAGCUUCCCCGAGUCGGACGUGGACUUCCACCUGCCGCAGCUGCUCAGCAUGUACGUGCACAUGGACGAGGAGCUGGCCGAGGCCAUCCGGCCGUACCUGCUGCAGCGCUGCACCCAGAGCGUGGCCUUCUCGUUGGAGUGCGCCUGGCUGCUGGGCGCCUACUCGUCCGACAUGCACAUCUCCCGGCAGCACCACUCGCGCGGCAACAAGUUCCGCAAGCACAUCCUCUCCAACCUGCUGCAGCAGACGGCGGGCGGCGAGGGCGUCGAUUCAGCCCCCGGAAGCCCGUCUGAGAGGUACCUGUCGCCGGUCAGGGCUCACCGGCACCAGAGGUCCAAAUCGGACGCUGCCGGGCCCGUUGGGGUCAGGGGUGGAAUGAAGAGAAGUGGCAGUAAUCCCAAAGUGGACGGCAGCCUGGAGGAGCCGGUUCGCCUGACCCCCCAGAAGGAGUUCAUCAAGUCGCUGAUGGUGAUUGGGAAGCGGCUCGCCACCCUGCCCACCAAGGAGCAGAAGACGCAGCAGCUCAUCUCGGAGCUGUUGCUGCUUAACCACAAGCUGCCCGCGCGCUUCUGGCUGCCCACGGCCAACUUCCACCAUCACGUGGUGCGCAUCCCGCACACCCAGGCCGUCGUGCUCAACUCCAAAGACAAGGCUCCAUAUCUCAUAAAUGUGGAGGUGCUUGAGUGUGAGAGCUUCGAGACAUCCUUGAUUCCCGUUCGUAUCCCGGAGACACGGGUUCGCAGCACAUGCUCCACGGAGAACCUCCCCGACUGCGGAGUGGCGGCCGAGGGGCGAUCGGGCGUAGGAGUCGUUACCACGGUGUCCAACUACGACAACGACGACGAGGCAUGGGCUGUGGAUGACAUAGGGCAACUACAAGUGGAACUCCCAGAAGUCCACACCAGCAGCUGUGACAACCUGUCCCAGUUCUCUGUGGACAGCAUCACCAGCACAGAGAGCAAGGAGCCUGUGUUCAUCGCCGCCGGAGACAUCCGGCGACGACUGUCUGAGAACCUCGCACACACCCCCACAACGUUCCGGCGGGAUCCGGAAGAUCCGUCAGCCGUGGCACUGAAGGAACCCUGGGAGGAGAAAGUGAGGCGGAUUAGGGAAGGCUCACCAUACGGCGGUCUACCCAACUGGAGGCUGCUGUCGGUCAUUGUGAAGUGUGGAGAUGACCUGAGGCAGGAGCUUCUGGCCUACCAGGUGCUCAGUCAGCUGCAGAGCAUCUGGGAGCAGGAGCGCGUGCCUCUGUGGAUCAAGCCCUAUAAGAUCCUGGUGGUGUCGUGUGACAGCGGCAUGAUCGAGCCGGUGCUGAACGCCGUGUCGCUGCACCAGGUGCGCAAGCAGAGCCAGCUCAGCCUGCUGGACUACUUCCUGCAGGAGCACGGCGGCCCCACCACCGAGGGCUUCCUGACCGCACAGAGGAACUUUGUCCGCAGCUGCGCCGGCUACAGCCUCAUUUGCUACCUGCUCCAGGUGAAAGACAGACACAAUGGGAACAUUCUCCUGGAUUCGGAGGGCCACAUUAUUCACAUCGACUUCGGCUUCAUCCUGUCCAGCUCACCGCGCAACCUGGGCUUCGAGACGUCUGCGUUCAAGCUCACCAGCGAUUUUGUUGACGUGAUGGGGGGACUGGACGGGGACAUGUUCAACUACUACAAGAUGCUGAUGCUGCAGGGUUUGAUCGCCGCACGCAAACACAUGGAGAAGGUGGUGCAGAUCGUGGAGAUUAUGCAGCAAGGUUCCCAGCUGCCGUGUUUCCACGGCUCCAGCACGGUGCGGCAGCUGAAGGAGCGCUUCCACAUGAGCCUGACUGAGGAGCAGCUCCAGGUGCUGGUCGACCAGAUGGUGGACGCGUCCAUGCGCUCCAUCACCACCAAGCUCUAUGACAACUUCCAGUACUUCACCAAUGGCAUCAUGUGAACACACACACACAC